AUGAAAUUGGUCAUCGACUCUGCCCGCCAUACGCCACCGCAGGAGACCGAUGAAUUUCGUGCCCUCACAACUCCCGCCAAAUCCUGCAACCGGUUAUCGCCGGUGACCACCUCAUAUUUCCGGUAACCUUCUUACUCCUUUUAUUUUCAAUUUUUUUUUUUAAAGAAAAGAUCUCUCUUCUUCAGCCCCCCGAAACAAAACCAAAAUCUCUGGCUAUGGAACUUCCGACUUCCUUCUUCUUCAACUUCUUUCCGAUUCCGUCAUCUUUGCUGUUCGAUUAACGCUUCGUCUUCCACAUUAGGGUUUUUAGCUAUUUCAUUUCUCCACUAAUUCCAUGCGACCCAACUGUUUCUCUUGAAUUCCAACACAAUGAGCGCGGUUAAUAUCACCAACGUUGCAGUUCUUGACAACCCAUCUCCCUUCUCUACUCCCCUUCAGUUUGAGAUCUCCUACGAGUGUUUGUCUGCUCUCAAAUACGAUUUGGAAUGGAAACUAAUUUACGUGGGAUCUGCUGAGGUUGAGACAUAUGAUCAACUAUUGGAGUGUGUUCUUGUGGGACCUGUCAAUGUCGGUAACUAUCGUUUUGUAUUGCAGGCUGACCCUCCAGACCCGUCCAAAAUCCCUGAAGAAGAUAUCAUUGGUGUAACUGUACUUCUGUUGACCUGCUCGUAUAUGGGGCAGGAGUUCAUCCGUGUUGGUUACUAUGUAAACAAUGAUUACGAUGAUGAGCAGCUCAGAGAAGAACCUCCAGCCAAAGUCUUGAUCGAUAGGGUUCAGAGAAACAUCCUAUCUGAUAAACCCAGGGUUACAAAGUUUCCCAUUAAUUUCUACCCUGAGACUAAUGAUAGUGGAGAGGAACCUCCUUCUAACGAUCCGGUAUCAGCCGAAACCGACGGUGACGAACAACUACCUGCAUCUCCUGAACAUCCUUCAAAUGAUCAAAAUCCCUAGAUUUUGGAACUUCCUGCCAAACACCAAGUCGUGGCCACUUGUUGUAAGAGAUCAUCAUGGGUGGAGUCUUGAAUGGGUUUUGGGUUCAAAAGUUGAGACAUCUUUUGAGAAUAUGAUGGUUGGAAUGCAGUGUUCAACUUCAGUUGCUGAAUUUGCAACGCAGUUGGUUGCAUGUUGGUUUGUAGUUGUACAAAGAUAGUGCAAAUUCAUUGUUUUGAAGGCCUUGUUUGAUAUCUAAAAAACUUUUGGUCUAUAAAUCUACAAUGCUAUUUUACUUCUGAUCUUAAA
This is a messenger RNA of Cucumis sativus (cucumber), 1239 nucleotides long. RefSeq names its product probable histone chaperone ASF1A. Lineage: Eukaryota; Viridiplantae; Streptophyta; Magnoliopsida; Cucurbitales; Cucurbitaceae. Gene Ontology annotation, biological process: DNA replication-dependent chromatin assembly. Gene Ontology annotation, cellular component: nucleus. Gene Ontology annotation, molecular function: histone binding. The record is from RefSeq and is a predicted model, not a curated record. The transcript is spliced from 3 exons. Bases 370 to 951 code for a protein of 193 amino acids.